AUGGAUACUAUUUUCGAUUAUUUGACAAACCUGUUCGAAAGAUUCGUGGCAACUCCCACUCCCACAACUCCAGCUCCCUCAACUUCCACUUCCCCAAAACCUGCCCCAAAACCCCCGAAGGUUGAGCGAGACCUCAAUCAGCAGACCCUGGGUAAGAAUGGGAUCGAAUAUGGCGAGGACAAGCUCUGUCAACGAUCGUUUGGUGCGCAUGUCGCCUCCCUCAAAGAUGAACUCCUUUCUCGUGGCAAUCCAGUAUCCGAGCUCUCCUACCCGGAAGAAGAUCAAGCCAGACCUUGCAAGCCCCCUAGCAAAACCGAGCUUGACCCAUUCAAUAGUGGAUUUAAGUACAGAAGGGUCCGUCGUGACUCGUCCGCCUCCAUGUGUGAGGACGCCGAAAACAUGAGAAAAAAAGAUGAGGGCGCGUGGAUGGAUCUACUGAAAAGAUCGGUCUUCGCGGACUGGGUCAGCAGCAAGGAACCCAGAGUCUCACGCAACAUUAGUGGCGGGACUCAAUUGAUGUGGAACGAAGCCGACAAAUGUCGCAUACUGCCAUUUGCACCUUACCCAACACACCCAAAGCCCGACUUCUACUUCUCCAUUCAAAUUUACGAAAAGCUUCGGGAGCCCAUGGGUUUCUUCAACAAAGCGUUUCAGGAACUGAGUUUUGAAUCUCUGAAAGCUUGCAAAGGGCUGCGAUAUUGCCCUUCCAUUGCCCCUCGAAAUGCGAUGCAUGAGGGGUCUCAACACAACGUUUGCUUUCCGUUCGCCAUAGCCGAAGUUAAGGCCGAUGGGGUCUCGGAUGCCAAAGUCACGGAAUGUUUUUGUCAAGCAGCAAAUGCCGCCUCAUGCGCACUUGCGAUGUUGUGUGACCUCAGCCGGCACAAUCCAAACGCCGAGUAUUGGCACCGACUGCAUCACGAUAUCCUACCGGUCAUCUGCUUUACUUUCAUUGGCUAUAGAGCCAAGGUCUGGCUCGCGUAUGUCUCAGACUAUGGAUGCGCAAAGCAGGACGAGAAAUUGAUGCACCAAUACUAUAUGCAAUGCAUAUGGGAUGGUGACAUCAGGAAAAACGAAGAUGCUGUCGAGAUCUACCAGAUUGUGGAUCGCGCUGCGCAGUGGUUUGUCUACGUGUACCGGCCCUGGGUUCUAACUUGUUUGGGCCAUUGGAGAUCAUAUCGCAGUCGGGACGAUCUCAAGAAAGCCUGGCGUCUUGAUGGUAGCCAAGAGCGAGCCAUAGAAUCUGCCUAUCAGCACCAAAUCAACGCGUGGCCUGUACUUACAAAAUCCAGUGAGCGUUCGACGUCAAGACCUGCCACGCCAAGGCUUGCUAGAUUUCAACAUGCCUUAGAUACAGGACGUGCAAAUAACUCCAAAAAGCUCGAGCAGAACAUCGACGAUGGAAGGGAGACUGAGGCAUACCCUGAAAACGAGCUUGACAAUGAUAUGUCUGGAAACUAUAGCCCGAGAAACAAGACUGGAGCAAGGCGAUCUACCGAAUGUUUGGGGACUCUGUUCAGUGAGCACGACACCCAAGUCUCUUCCGGAACUCGUGGAGCUCGACGCCGCAGCUCGGCACAUUCACCGACCCCAAGCCCCGGCGUUCCUCCUUCCGGGAGUCAGGAAAGUCUCUCUAUUCGAGGCUCGUCUGCCAACCAAGAGACACCGAUAACACCAGCAAAACCCGGAGAACACUUGCUGUCUCCGACUUCUGCGUGGGGAGGGAACAUGCCGUUGACACCGCCAGCUAGUCAAUCUCCUCUUGCGAAGGCUCGUCCUCGGGGGAGACCGAGGAAGGAAUCACGCUCUCCCUCACCGCUUUGUGAGGAAGCGCAGUGA
Bacidia gigantensis is the source of this 1836-nucleotide messenger RNA. RefSeq lists its product as uncharacterized. The record is from RefSeq and is a predicted model, not a curated record. Lineage: Eukaryota; Fungi; Ascomycota; Lecanoromycetes; Lecanorales; Ramalinaceae. The transcript has 4 exons. Bases 1 to 1836 code for a protein of 611 amino acids.